This is a messenger RNA of Canis lupus familiaris (dog), 531 nucleotides long. RefSeq names its product defensin, beta 123 (gene DEFB123). The transcript has 2 exons. The coding region runs from base 16 to 429 and encodes 137 amino acids. Gene Ontology annotation, biological process: innate immune response. The record is from RefSeq and is a predicted model, not a curated record. NCBI's taxonomy places the organism in Eukaryota, Metazoa, Chordata, Mammalia, Carnivora, Canidae. Gene Ontology annotation, cellular component: extracellular region.
ACCCCCGACGACCAAAUGACCACAGGAGGCGUGCCAGCUGCAAGAGUGGCCGCAGACCCUGGGCGCAGGGAGUGUGGGGGCCGAAGCCGUGGGCGGCCGAGGGCACGCGCGGGUGACAUCGUUCCGGCUGAACAAAGGGACCGCCAGCCAGAGAGGCUGGAGCCCUGCCCCGUUAGUUUUGCCAUCGCCUCGGACUUGCAGCCUCGCCUGGGGCCACUUCGAGCCAUGAAGCUCCUUUGGCUGACUGUGGCUGCACUGCUGCUCCUGACCCAGCUCACUCCAGGUGGCACCCAAAGAUGCUGGAAUCUUCACGGCAAAUGCCGCCAGAAAUGCUCCAGGAGAGAAAGGACCUAUGUUUACUGCACAAAUAAUAAACUGUGCUGUGUGAAGCCCAAGUUCCAGCCGAGAGAAAAUCUAUGGCCAUUUUAAGUUCUUGGAAGCCAGAAGCCAUGAAAAUGCAGAUGUAGGGAGAUGCCCUGAGUCUAGCCCCAGUGGAUUCCUAAAUUCUGUCAAAUAAACACGUGUGGCUGA